AUGAACUCCACAGCCACCACUACAACUACAACUACAUCUACCGGAUGGGUUCUGCAUAUCCUAGCAGAACGAUCUGUGAUUUUAUUCGCGAUUCCACUUUGUAUUUUACUUGUAUACUACACCAAGACCAAGAAGGGCAAACUGAUACCUCGCACAUCUAGGCCAGUGGGUAAGACCACGCCUUCCAAGAUGGACCAACGUCCAUUUGGGUACUGGGAGCCAAAUACUUCAUUCAAAACACCCAAUCCUCCACCAUUCCCCAAUUGGUCGCUUACUGGGACCAAACCAAUACCUUACCGUGCUUUCAAACACAAGUAUACUAUCACCAUGGGUAUAAGAAACAUGGAUUGGCAUUCGUGGAUUGAGUUGGAUAACCAAUGGAAGUAUUAUCAUGAUUUAAAGUUGAAACGUCUUGCAACAAAAGGCGACGAUUUGUACAACACCAGCCCAAAGGCAGUAGCUGCAUCAUGGGAGUUUCUUGAAGAGUUGUUGGAUUAUUUGCCUGUGAGGUAUCCUUCAUUAUUCCACUAUGACAAGGAAAAGCGUGUGAUUAAGAUUUUGGCAACCGAAGAAGUAUAUGAUUUGAAUGAUAAGGAGUGCAAUCCUAUAGUGACUGCUGCCAAAUUGAUUCAAGAUGAUAUUGCAAUUAUGGUUGAAAAUGAAGAUGAUGGACAAUACUCGUUAGAGCUGGGAUGCAUCACUUUGGCAGGAUUUUGGAAGAUCAAAGACAAAUUUCAAAUGAAAUUGGAUCAAAUACACACUUCGGGUGAUGUUCCCAAGUACAAGACACAUUUGGGACCAGCAAUGAAUAAAUUUUUCCGUCGUUUAACUGUUGAGUCACCCGUGGUGCGUAAUAAUUAUUUCAUUCAAACUGACAAUCAUUUGGAUUGGUCUUCAUCGAUUGGAUCAGAAGAAGAUGCCAAUGUAGGAUGGAAUACUGCGCCUGAUGCAACUGAUGUCAAUAACUUGUUUUUCCGAAGUGAACGCCAAAGUUUGAGACGAUUGCCCAGGACUGGAGCGGUUGCAUUCACUGUGCGUACUUAUUUCAUUCCCAUGGUUGAGUUGUGCAAGGAGCCAUAUGUGCCAAGAAGAUUGUUGAAUGGAAUUACGAGCUGGGAUGAAGAUGUCAAUGAGUAUAGAGGUUUUUACAAAUUUAAGGAUGUGUUGUUGCCAUAUUUGGAAGAAAGAGCUAAGGAGCAAGAGGCUAGUGGGUUGGAUCAAUUGGCCGAGCCACAAGUGUAUCCAUAUUGA
This is a messenger RNA of Lodderomyces theae, 1251 nucleotides long. RefSeq lists its product as uncharacterized. Lineage: Eukaryota; Fungi; Ascomycota; Pichiomycetes; Serinales; Debaryomycetaceae. The coding region runs from base 1 to 1251 and encodes 416 amino acids. The transcript has a single exon. The record is from RefSeq and is a predicted model, not a curated record.